Osmia bicornis bicornis is the source of this 2677-nucleotide messenger RNA. RefSeq lists its product as uncharacterized. The record is from RefSeq and is a predicted model, not a curated record. NCBI's taxonomy places the organism in Eukaryota, Metazoa, Arthropoda, Insecta, Hymenoptera, Megachilidae. The transcript has 2 exons. The coding region runs from base 521 to 1408 and encodes 295 amino acids.
GGAAUCAUUUGUAGUUGUUUGUAGUAAAAAAAGUUAAAGAGUAGUAAAAGUUUGUAGUAAAAAUUAGUGGAUUUAGAGCUCAGGUAACAUUCAUUGCUUUACCAUCGAUUACGGGUAGACUACCGUUGAGACAGAUCGACCUUAGUAAUUUAGAACUACCAAGGCACAUAGAGUUAACGGACCCAGAAUUCCAUAUACUUGGGGAGAUAGAUGCACUCAUUGGCAAUGCACUAUUUUAUGAUUUGUUAGAGACUAGUCAGAUUAAACUUAGCAGAUCUUCAGUCAUAUUGCAAAAUACACAGGUAGGAUGGAUUGUUAGAUAGUAAAAGCCGGAAUAAUUCUUGUAAGGCAAAUAGAUUUUGUCAUUUAGCCAUGUCCCUUGACACUCAAGUCAGUCGUUUCUGGGCGAUGGAAGAGGAGACCUUUUGGUGCAACCAUCCAUUACCCAGCAUCGUUGUGGAAAAACGUUAAAUCCACAUCUCGUAUAUAGUUUAGCUGAAUUUAGGUACCCUUAGGUAAAAUGGCACACAACUUGGAGCACAAAAGCCACUUGUUCGGCGCCUCUGGGAGUGCUAAUCAUGUUAGAAUUAUUGACGAGCACAUUAUGAGUGUGAAUGUAAAUAGUAUAAUCGUUGGACCACAGGCUGAGGAAUCUGCCACCGUGGAUGCGUUGGCAUAUGAAAUUUUGACCUCGGACUUAUUUAACCAUGAACUGAAUUUUGUAACUAAUACAGGUGAAAUCGACAUUAACGCGAGAGUGACAAUAAUGCAGGAGCCAGUGUCACGGACAGGUAAGAAGCGAAUGGCUUGGACAGCGGAAAGAACGGCCCCAAUCUGGAUAGACAGUGACUACAGUGCAAGGAUUGUACCAGUGAGUGAAGCCACCAGAGGUAGGAAUGCAAACUUAGUGACUAGGAACCACCAUGGGUCGCGUAUAUUUCAUGACGAUUUGACGAAUGCCAGUGUGUUGCAUGGAGGGGCUGUCGGUGACUUAGAGUUUGAUAGUACUAGCGCUUUACGUGCCAUAGUUGCUAGGGGGAGUGAGCUUAGAAUGCUGGCUCUGAAGGCGAUUUUGUGUCUGAAACAGCUCAGUUUAGCUUACACACUGGGUGAACAUGGUGAGAUUCGAUCAGCAGAGGUGGAUAUAGACGUAGGACAUGCAAAUAUGGAGGAUGUAGCCAUCGCAGCCCGGACAAACAGAUUACUCGUUGAUGUCGCGGGGUUUCCUGACGAGUACGUCAGUAUACUUCUCAAUUUGGUGCGAGCUUGGCCAUUUCAAGGGCUGUAUCCAACAGAUGAUGACACGACUAACUGUAUAUACACUGCCGUCAAGGUAGAUGCUGAUGCUGCGUUUGUAUAUACUACGGGAUAUUAUAGUUCAGACAUUCUCGUAAAGACAUUCUCUUGAAACAACUUACGCACUCUCCAAAGGAUAAUCAAAUAAAGUAGAAAUACAGUAUAGUACUCACAUCAACUGCAUUCAUUUUUACAUACAGUCCACUUAUAGUUCAGAACAUUGAACUUCACAGCAACAAUGAAGUCAAAAUAUUGGAAAUUUAAUGUUUGGCACAGUUUUGCCACUGAUAUCACAGGGAUCAUCCUACCUGAUCCGUAAUAAGCAAUAGGCCAGACCCCGAGCGUGUUGCUUAUUACGAGGCAAUCCUGUAGUGUUCGAAAAUACAUUAGUUUUAACCGUCGCCACGCGGAGCGCGGCAGCACUCUGGGGCGCGACCGGCAGCCACAUUGGAUGCGGGUCAGGCCGAUCAAUAAACGCGCUCUACGUCACCGAGAAGAAGCCAACGGCUCUUGCUACGACGAAGCCGGUUGAUCGGCCAUUACGUUCUUGCCUCGCUUCGCCUACACACGUGUUAUAUCAAGUUGUGUGAAUUCUACCGCUCAAACUCAAAAACUACGGUUUUCGCUAGUGCGUUUACGUUGCCAACGGCCAACGCGUUCGCGUGAGCUUCUCAGCUCAGGAAAACCCGUGUAAUUAAUAUAAUUACACGGUGCCAAGUGUUGCACCAACACAGCACGAACUCUUGUUUCAUCGCGACGCGAGUGAAAUACGAUCAACGAUCACGGUCGAGUGGAUUCAAUUUCGUCUCACCGCCAAUCCCCACAAACGGAACCAGUCGUCUCCAUUAACAACGCGGACAUUUUCGAUUUCAAUCUCGAACAGAUAAAUCAAAAUAUUUUUGUCGUAUAUUAUAGAUGUUACUGUAGUAGAAUAGAAAAAGGAAUAAUUUUAAGACGAAAAUUGUUUUACAUUAUGGUAAAACAGACUCGCUAUAAGUCAUUUAGAUGUAACAAUCUAAAUAUACGAGAAUUUAUAUUUUCGAUAAAUCAUGCAAUAUGAUUAUCGACGAAUGCAACAGUGUACCUACAAUUGUGCCGAAUCUAAGAGUACACACUUGUGAUCUAUUACAAUUUUUCGACCAUUUGUAUGAAUGUGAUGAUACAAGAAACUGUGUAUGUUAGAUAUAUGUACUAUUAAAAAAUAUUGUACAUAUAGAAGUUUCUCUGGGAACAUGAAACAGUCUGAGAAUAUAAUUAAGAGCUAAGAAACUAUGGAACUGAUCGACUUCCUCAAAAGAGAAUAUAUUUUUCUCACUACUAAAUUGUAAACGAUGUCUACCUCAGUAAUUCAGACAUGUAUGGAGAGAAUGAAAACUGUGAA